AUGAAAAAUCGAGUCCUGUUAACUAAUCGACUUUAUUUUUCUAUUGCUUCCAGGUACAUAUUUUCGCUGGCCCUGGCCGAUUUGCUGCUGCUUCUCGUUUGCGUCCCGCUGGCAUCGCUCAUCUACACCCUGGAAAGCUGGCCGUGGGGUGUAACGCUGUGCCGGAUAACGGAGUGCUUCCGGGAGAUCAGCAUCGGCGUAUCGGUAUUCACACUGACGGCAUUGGCAGCGGACCGGUACUGUGCCAUCGCCAAUCCACUGCGGAAGCUACAGACCCGUCCUAUAACGGUCAUCGUGGCCGUUUUCAUCUGGCUACUGGCCAUCGCUCUUUCGAUUCCAUCGGCAACGAUUGCCGACGUCGUGGUGGUGGAAAUUCCGAAUAACACCAUCGAGUAUUGUUCCCCUUUUGGGCAACGGUCCAACGAAUCAGUCAUUUAUUCCAAAUACAAGACGGUCAUCAAUUCGGUGGUUUACUACUUCCUGCCGUUGACGAUCAUCGCCAUCCUGUACAUCCUGAUGGCCUACCGGUUGCACGUGAGUGCCCGGGACAUGCCCGGUGAAACGUCCGGUCCCCAGAGUAGGUCCCAGGCCCGGGCACGGCGUCACGUGGCCCGGAUGGUCAUCACCUUCGUGGUGGUGUUCAUCAUCUGCUUCCUGCCGCACCACGUGUUCGCGCUGUGGUUCCAUCUGAGUCCGAAUGCCCUGUACGAGUACGAUUACUUCUGGCACAUACUGCGCAUCACGGGGUUCUGUUUGAGCUUCCUCAACUCUUGUAUAAAUCCGGUGGCCCUGUACUGCGUGUCCGGUGUCUUCCGGCAGCACUUCCAUCGGUACCUAUGCUGUCGGCAUACUGCUGUUCAGCGGCGGAUCGGAAUGUCCUCGGCGGGAAACGCCUGUGAAACGAGCUUCGUAUCGACAAUACGCCGUUCGCAGCACAAUCACCAUAACAGCAUCCGCAAGUCCUUGUCGGUGCACUCGGUCCAGAGCACGAAAAGGUGAGAAAGCGUCCGGCUGACGGUUUACUUCCAGGAUACCGGAAACGGUCGCGGUGGGACUGGUGUUGAUGGAUCGUCCGCCGGAAAUGGCAUCAGCCGGAAUGGUGGAUCAUCAACCAAGGGUGGUCGGAAAUGAUGGUUCGGAAAGCGGUCCCCGGCAGAUCGUCGGUCCCCGGCAACGACGCUAGAGAAUCGAAUCGACGAAGAGACACCGAGCCGGAUGUCCCAGGAGGCCGAGUACGGAACCGUAGCGCGGACCUAGCUCAAUUUCCGUUCCGGCAGCAGAAGCGAAAGAGGUCGGAACAAGGAUAUCUUUACAAUCGACUAAUUCAAUUAGUAGGAAAAUCCUUGCAAACACUCAAACAAACUCGAACGAAUUUACUCUAUAUAGGCUGUCCUCACGAUGUGAAAAGGGCAGAAUAGCAGCGUAUCAUCCAGUCAGAGGCGUAUUUUAAGGAAGGUCAUACGUAAGUGAUGAAAAAAAAUUCCAAAAUUGUCAUUCUACUGUACAUUAAACUCAACGGAUCAAAGUUUUGAUUUAUCCUAACAAACAUAAACUUUCCCAAACGGAAUUUUACAAAAACAUUAACGGUGUCUUUCCGGAUAUUUUUAUUCCAACAGAACCGCCAUCUCUGAAGUAAGAUCAUAAGACACAAGUGAAAUUUCAAGUUGCCCAUACUCUCAAAGCAGUCCAAUAUUGAUACGACUCACAAACACUAUGCAGCCCGUAUCCACAUAACAGUCCCAUGUGCAUUUCUAUCAUUUUUUUCUAACCUGACAGUUCGUAAUUUUUAACACAGGACUCCAAUAUAAAACAAUUGAAAAGAGAGUUUGUUCUAGAAAUUUUGAGAAAAAUAUCAACUAGUGACUGUUCCAUUAGGCUGAGUCGAUUUUCGGUCCUUUUUGAAUUUCUCAAACCCUGGGGUCGUAAAAGCUUCGUCUUGGUCCAAAACUCAUCCAUGAUUUUUUGUAGAAUUUUUGAGUAACGUUUACAUGAGUAAAUUUGAACUUUUAGGUUUGUAUGGGAAAAUUGAAUAUUUUGUACUGAAAAAAUCAACAUCAUUUUUGUUUCUUCUGUGGAACCGAGCCAGCUCACAGUUUGUGUGCCAAUUUAUAAAAUUCCUUAAGGAAAUUUUCCU
Messenger RNA from Uranotaenia lowii, 2134 nucleotides. RefSeq names its product neuropeptide CCHamide-2 receptor-like. Gene Ontology annotation, molecular function: G protein-coupled peptide receptor activity. The transcript is spliced from 4 exons. Gene Ontology annotation, cellular component: membrane. NCBI's taxonomy places the organism in Eukaryota, Metazoa, Arthropoda, Insecta, Diptera, Culicidae. Gene Ontology annotation, biological process: G protein-coupled receptor signaling pathway. The record is from RefSeq and is a predicted model, not a curated record. The coding region runs from base 1 to 999 and encodes 332 amino acids.